UCGGUGAAGGAGCGCGGGUCCUGAAGAAUAAGAAAAAAAGAACAAAAAACAGGAGUAGUGUGAGCGAGCACCGAGAGGAUUGUCCCUCAUAGAAAAGACAACAAUAACCUGCAGGUUGUGGCUUUAAAACGUGCAUUUCACUUUUAGUCGAGGCUCCCGGUGUCUGUCGUUUGAAGGAAACCCAGCGAGCAACGAGCUGUCAGUGAGCAGAGAUGUCGGGUGUCGUGCGGGGGCCUGCGGGGAACAACGACUGUCGGAUUUACGUCGGAAACCUUCCUCCAGAUAUCCGCACGAAAGACGUGGAGGACGUUUUCUAUAAGUACGGCACGAUCCGAGACAUCGACCUGAAGAACAGGAGAGGGGGGCCUCCUUUCGCCUUCAUUGAGUUCGAGGACCCCAGGGACGCCGAUGAUGCCGUGUACGGACGUGAUGGAUAUGACUACGACGGCUACAGACUGCGUGUAGAGUUUCCUCGGAGUGGCAGAGGCUCCAGAGGAGGUUUCGGCGGGAUCGGCGGUGCUCCUAGAGGGAGAUAUGGGCCUCCAUCCAGACGCUCCGAGUACAGGGUGAUUGUGUCAGGGCUCCCUCAGAGCGGCAGCUGGCAGGACCUGAAGGACCACAUGCGUGAAGCUGGCGACGUGUGCUACGCUGACGUUUUCAGAGAUGGAACCGGCGUUGUAGAGUUUGUGCGCAAAGAAGACAUGACCUAUGCCGUUCGAAAACUGGACAACACCAAAUUCCGCUCACAUGAGGUAUGUGUACUGAUUUGGUUCAUUGUCAUGGAUAGGGUUUCUGUGCUGUGCCGAGGUGAGUACUUUGCUACAUGUUUGAAGCACACCCGGCCCUCAUUUCCAUCUGUGGUUUUUCCGCCAUGGGAAGAAAUGUUGUCUUUUCAAUGUCAAGUUCUCUUGUGUCUGCCAGGGAGAGACUGCUUACAUUCGUGUGAAAUUAGACGGUCCCCGCAGCCCGAGUUACGGAAGAUCACGCUCUCGCAGCCGUGGCAGCCGGAGCAGGAGCCGCAGUCGCAGCGCCAGCCGCAGCCGGAGCAAUUCCCGUGGCCGUGGCAGAGGAUCACCCCGCUACUCACCUCGUCACAGCCGCUCUCGCUCCCGUUCUUAAACCUUUCUACCACUGAUGUUUUGCCCUUUUGAUGUAUACCCUACUGUUUUUACCUCCUUAUGAGUUUCUCCAGAUGUCAGCUGUUGAUUUAAAAUUUUUGCAUUUCAUGUCCCGAUGUCCUUGUGGAUGAUCUUGGUAUGUAGGUGUACUCAUCCGCCCCCCUUUUCACCCUCUUCCUCCCCUCCUCCCCUCUGUCCUGCUGCUUUGUCCUUGUGUUUUUUCCCUUUCUUCCCUUCUUUUUCUGUCUUCUCAAUUUUUGCAACAUUAGAAAUUGUGCUUUGUUGAACUUCAAAAAUGUUGAGUUUUAAAGCUGCACUCAAUGUUUUUGCAAGUAUUGAAAAUUGAGUUUUGUUUUGUUUUUCUUUUUUUUCUUUUCUUUUUUUAAAAGAAAUAGCCUGUCUCAUUGGAUAUUUUGGGGUGGGCUGUUUUGGACCAGGAGCCCAAUGCUUAACUGUAUUUUACCCUUGUGUCUUCCUUUAGACAUCUGAAGAGAAGGAUUAAAGUGAUUUGGAAUAAAACCAUUGUGGAGCACAUUUCAUUUAUAUGGUCAGGAUAGGACAUCUAAAUGAGGAGCAAUCAGGUCGGGGCAAUGGUACGCUUCAUAUUCCAUAAAUUGAACAUUUUGAUAGGUUGCUAUAUCAUGCAUGUCAUACUUUAACAAAGCCAUAUGUGCUGUACUUUGUUAUAUAUAUACAUCUAUAUAUACAUUACAUUUUUAACAUGCUACUCUGGCCUGUGACAGAAAAAGCAGUCCUAGAUCAAGUGUUGUGAUGUAAGUGUAACAUCUUUUGCUGUCAAAUGUAAAUCUGAAUUGCUACUUUGUUGCAAAUGCGUCCCACUUUUAACAUAAUGUCCUCUUUUUUUGGUUAAAAUGUUUUAUAAAUUCAGGGAGCGAUUUAAGAUUUUGUGCUCAGUGGCAUUUUCGUUUUGUUUUUUCUUCUUAAUCUGACAUGAGUGCUCAAAAAUGGAAAAUUAGGCCCAAAAUUUUGACAUUUUAUUCUAACGGUCUGCCUCUGAUUUUCUUCCUGGUAUUUCAAGGUUUUGAUUGGAGGAGUGGCUCAGUGGAUCCCAAUCCUUGGAGCUGGAUGAGUGGAUCGAUUAGGGAAGGGAUAGGCAAGGAUGGAUGCUCGGAACGGGAUCAGAUUUCCAGGAUUCAAAUGAAUUGAAAUCAGAACUAAUUAACGGGAGUCCCAGAGCAACUUUUUUUUAUUAGCUCCCCCCACCCUGCCUAUCUUUUAAAGUUUUUCAGUGAUAAUGGCUUUAUUUUACAAGAAAAGGAAACAGAGGACCAGGAAGUUGGAUCAAAGGAUGGAAUCGUAGAUGCCUGGUAUGAAGGAAUUGUA
This is a messenger RNA of Scomber scombrus (Atlantic mackerel), 2462 nucleotides long. RefSeq names its product serine and arginine rich splicing factor 1a (gene srsf1a). Gene Ontology annotation, molecular function: mRNA binding. The record is from RefSeq and is a predicted model, not a curated record. Bases 213 to 1151 code for a protein of 312 amino acids. The transcript is spliced from 3 exons. Lineage: Eukaryota; Metazoa; Chordata; Actinopteri; Scombriformes; Scombridae. Gene Ontology annotation, cellular component: cytoplasm; ribonucleoprotein complex; nucleus.